UAGCUCGCUAGAAAUAGCGAACCGAAUAUCCAAAUCGGUGAAUAUCAACCUUCCAAUCAUGUCAUGUGUAAUGUUGUUGGAAUAAUAUGCGCAAAAUUCAGAAUAAAAUUAUGAAUGAUUCUGAUUCUGAGUACGAGGAAAGCGAGUACUUGGUUUUUGCGGAUUUUAAAAACCAAUUACCACCUCACCUGCUGAAGCACGAGAAUUCUGCCAUUAAAAUUAUAGGAGUUGAAAGCGACAGCCCCUUGGCGGAGGUAAAUGGCUGCAUUUACAAAGGCACCUACGAGCACUCCUUGGGAACAAAUGUGUUUUUCGAAAAAGCCACGGAUCGUUCGCCGGCUGACCCGCUUUUCGAGUCAUCCUGUCGACAAAAGUACCAGUAUCUGGACAAGUCUGACAAAGUCAUUUCCUUUGAGCGGGUUUACAUAGAGAAUUUGCCGCCAGAUCCUGAAAAAUCAACAGAGGUGCCAGAUACCACUACCGAAGAAACAGAAACACCGCCGAAAACGAAGCUGAAUAUCAACUACAAGGAAGCUAUUAACAAGUUCGGAGAGGAGCAUUAACAGUGCAUCAUGGAAAUUUAUCUCGAGACGCUGGAACGACC
Drosophila pseudoobscura is the source of this 604-nucleotide messenger RNA. RefSeq lists its product as uncharacterized. The record is from RefSeq and is a predicted model, not a curated record. NCBI's taxonomy places the organism in Eukaryota, Metazoa, Arthropoda, Insecta, Diptera, Drosophilidae. Gene Ontology annotation, biological process: transcription by RNA polymerase III. The transcript has 2 exons. The coding region runs from base 87 to 563 and encodes 158 amino acids. Gene Ontology annotation, cellular component: transcription factor TFIIIC complex.